UCAUGUCAUGUUAUUGUACAGUGUUUUCGCUUUCGCUUUGCUGUCAUGUUAAACUCGAUUUUUAACCUUUAAAGACCAUUUUAGCGAGUUGCGACUCCUGUAAAAAUGGACAAGUUCAUCUUCACGACGAUUAUAAUUAAACCGAGCGAUGGGUUCUUCUUUUAUUUUUGAUUAUUUUACGGUCUCUUUACUAUCUGAAAAAUAGAAAAUGGAAAUGUGAACAUUUAAAAUAUAGCUACUAAAUACUACGUCGACAGACGUUCAGGUUUAGUGAUAAGUUUCAUUACAUAUGUAUUUUGGAUGGCUACAAAAACACUAUACACUCCUAUUAAAUGCGUGGUUUGUGAUAUUUAAAGGAAGAAACCACAGUAAAUAAUACGAUAAGAUUAUUUCAGAUAACUUUCCACCUUUAAUGUGAAAGUGCUAACUAACUAAAUAAAUAAAUCAGCAAGCAAAAAUGUGCAUUUUGGAAAGAAAUGAAAUGGAUUUCGCUGGACCUUAUAGCCCUUUUUAGGUGUGAAGUCAGUUUGUCAUCAUGGAGAACAGAGAGAGACCUUCAUCUCCUGAUCACAGCUGUGUGUCUCUGAAGAGUGACGGAUCCAUGGCUCCUCCUCCUAAAUUCAGUAAUGAUCCAGUGACCUCUGACCCCAGUAUCUGCAGUCAGAGAUCUUCAUCUCCUGAUCACAGCUGUGUGUCUCUGAAGAGUGACAGAUCCAUGCCUCUUCCUCCUAAAUUUAGUGAUGAACCAAUGACCUCUGACCCCAGGAUCUCAUCGAGUCAGAGAUCUUCAUCUCCUGAUCCCAGCUGUGUGUCUCUGAAGAGUGACAGAUCCAUGCCUCUUCCUCCUAAAUUCAGUGAUGAACCAAUAACCUCUGACCCCAGUAUCUCCAGGAGGAGAAAGAGACAGAGAUCUUCAUCUCCAGAACCCAGUUGUGUGUCUCUGAAAAGUGAGAGAUCAAUGCCUCUUCCUCCAAAAUUCAGUGAUGAACCAGUGACCUCUGAACCCAGUAUCUCCAGGAGGAGAAAGAGACAGAGAUCUCCAGAACCGAUGCAGAGUCUACCUUCAAAAUUCAGUGAUGAAGCAGUGACCUCUGACACCAGCUGUCAUGAUCAAAAUGGAGACCAGGAUCCUCCUCAACCAGUAGACGAUGAACUACAGAGAGUCAAAUACCAGCACAAAACCAGCAUGAAGAUCAAGUAUGAGAGAUUAUUUGAUGGAACAAAACUCCAGGAGAAUGAAAGCCUCCUGAACAGGAUCUACACACAGCUCUACAUCAUAGAGGGAGAGAGUGAAGGAGUGAAUGAAGAACAUGAGUUUUUACAGAUGGAGAAAACAGCCAGAACACAACACUCACAAGACACUCCAAUCUACUGCAAUGACAUCUUUAAAGCCUCAGCUGAACCAGGAUGUGAGGAGAAAGACCAGAUCAAGACUGUUCUUACUAAAGGCAUCGCUGGAAUCGGAAAAACCGUCUCUGUGCAGAAGUUCAUUCUGGACUGGGCCGAGGGAAAAGCCAAUCAGGAUGUAGAUUUCAUGUUUGUGCUUCCAUUUCGAGAGCUGAACUUGAUCCGAGAUCGUCAGUACAGUCUUCACAGACUUCUGCUGGACUUUCAUCCUGAACUUCAAGAUCUGGACUCAAAGAUUUAUGAGGAGUGUAAAGUUGUGUUCCUCUUUGAUGGUCUGGAUGAAAGCAGAAACACACUGAUGUUUUCAGAUGAUCAGAAAGUUUGUGAUGUGACUGAGACUUCAUCAGUGGGUGUGUUGAUGUCAAAGCUCAUGAAAGGAGAGCUGCUUCCCUCUGCUCUCAUCUGGAUCACCUCCAGACCAGCAGCAGCCAAUCAGAUCCCCUCCAAAUACAUCAACCGUCUGACAGAAAUUCAGGGAUUCAAUGAGCCUCAGAAGGAGGAAUAUUUCAGGAAGAGAAUCAGUGACCAGCAUCAAGCCAGCAGAAUCAUCUCACACAUCAGAAGAGCAAGAAGCCUCCACAUCAUGUGCCACAUCCCCGUCUUCUGCUGGAUAUCAUCCACUGUGCUUCAGAAGCUCCUGGAAGAAGAUCUGAGUGCAGAAAUCCCUCAAACUCUGACUGAAAUGUACAUCCACUUCCUGCUGAUUCAGAUCAACACGAGGAACCAGAAGUAUGAAGAGAGAGAUCCAGAGAAACUCCUGCAGUCCAACAGAGAAAUGAUUGUGAAACUUGCUGAAGUGGCUUUCAAACAGCUGAUGAAGGGCAAUGUGAUGUUCUAUGAGGAGGACCUGAUUGAGAGCGGCAUAGACGUUACUGAUGCCUCAGUGUAUUCUGGGAUUUGCACUGAGAUCUUUAAGGAGGAAUCGGUGAUUCAUCAGAGGAAAGUCUACAGCUUCGUCCAUCUGAGUGUUCAGGAGUUUCUCACUGCUUUCUAUGUAAUUUACUGCCAUUUAACGAAGAACAAUGAACCACUACAGGUUUUUCUGCGUGAUUUAAGAAUUUACAGAAUUUAUGAAGACCCUCUGUUUGGACUACAGUUUCCAGGUGCAACAAAUAAACAUGACUAUAAAUAUAGAUAUGAUAACCAUGUGUCUGACACUUUGCAUGAUCUGCUAAGAUCAGCAGUAAUUAAAGCACUCCAGAGUGAGAAUGGACGUCUGGAUCUGUUCCUGCGGUUCCUGCUGGGCGUCUCACUGGAAUCCAAUCAGAGACUCUUACAGGAUCUGCUGACACACACAGAAAACAGCUCAGAGAGCAUCAGAGAAACCACACAGUACAUUAAAGAGAAGAUCAAAUUUAAUGAUAAUUUUUAUAAUCCCUCAGCAGCUCAAUCCAUCAAUCUGUUCCUCUGUCUGCUGGAAGUGAAAGAUCAGACUCUGUCCAGAGAGAUUCAGGAGUUUGUGAAAUCAGACAAACACUCAGAGAAACUCUCUCCUGCUCGCUGCUCAACAAUCGCCUACAUACUUCAGAUGUCAGAGGAGCCGCUGGAUGACAUGGACUUCAAGAAAUACACCACAUCAGUUGAGGGUAGAACAAGACUGAUACCAGCUGUGAUCAACUGUAGAAAAGCUCUUCUUUCUGGCUGUAAUUUCACUGCUCAGCAUUGUGAAAUUGUUUCAUUAGUUCUUCAGUCCUCAAACUGUAUCCUAAAAGACCUGGACCUGAGUAACAAUGACUUGCAGGAUUCAGGAGUGAAGCUGCUCUCUGAUGAACUGAAGUGUCCAAACUGUCAGCUGGAGAUACUGAGACUUUCUGGGUGUAGUCUUGCUGAUCAGAGCUGUGAGAGUUUGUCAUCAGCUCUUCAAUCCUCAAACUGUGUCCUGAGAGAGCUGGAUCUGAGUAACAAUGACCUGCAGGAUUCAGGAGUGAAGCUGCUCUCUGAUGGACUGAAGAGUCCAAACUGCCAGCUGCAGAUACUGAGUCUUUCUGGCUGUAAUCUCAUUGGUCAGCAUUGUGAGAGUUUGUCAUCAGCUCUACAAUCCUCAAACUGUGUCCUGAGAGAGCUGGAUCUGAGUAACAAUGACCUGCAGGAUUCAGGAGUGAAGCUGCUUUCUGAUGGACUGAAGAGUCCAAACUGCCAGCUGCAGAUACUGAGGUUGUCUGGCUGUAUGGUGUCAGAGGAAGGCUGUGGUUAUUUGUCUUCAGCUCUGAGUUCAAACCCCUCACACCUGAGAGAGCUGGAUCUGAGCUACAAUCACCCAGGACAAUCAAGAGUCCAGCUGAUCUCUGAUAAACUGCAGGAUCCAAACUAUAAACUGCAGAUACUCAAUGUGGAUCAUGGAGGAGACAUCAGGAUGACAGCAGGACUACAGAAGUAUGCCUGUGAUCUCACACUGGAUCCAAACACAGCACACACUCAACUCAUUCUGUCUGAUGAGAACAGGAAGGUGACGCGUGUGGAGGAGCAUCAGCCAUAUCCUGAUCAUCCAGAGAGAUUUAAGAAGUGGUAUCAUGUUCUGUGCAGAGAGAGUCUGACUGGACGCUGUUACUGGGAGGCUGAAUGGAGUGGAUCUGCUGAUAUAUCAGUAUCAUAUAAAGGAAAGGACGGAAUGAGUGAUUUUAAUUUUGGAUGGAAUGACAAAUCCUGGAAUCUGAACUGCUCUAGUAGCAGUUUGUCUGUCCGUCACAAUAAAAACUACACUGAUAUACCUGCCGUCCACUCAUCCUCUAAUAGAGUAGGUGUCUAUCUGGAUUGGUCGUCCGGCUCGCUGUCCUUCUACAGCGUCUCUGACACACACACACUCACACACUUACACACAUUCAACACCACAUUCACUGAACCCCUCUACACUGUAUUUACAGUUUAUUCGAACUCUUCAGUGGCUCUGUGUCAGAUUAAACAACAAAUACAGACACACUUGUAAAUCCUCUUUAUGAUGUUCACAUGCACACAAAAAGUCAUCAGAUCUCAUUAUUACUUUGUAUUAAUUAUUUUUUUAAUUAAUGUUUUUGUCUUCCAGAAGUUGUACACCUAGAUCUGACACAUACUAUUCUGAAUCUUUAGUAAACAGAGUAAAAGGUUUCUUUAAUAUU
Molecule: messenger RNA, 4499 nt
Organism: Onychostoma macrolepis
Lineage: Eukaryota; Metazoa; Chordata; Actinopteri; Cypriniformes; Cyprinidae
Product: NACHT, LRR and PYD domains-containing protein 12-like
Exons: 13
Coding region: 536-4330 (1264 amino acids)
Molecular function (GO): protein binding
Source: RefSeq, a predicted model, not a curated record